This is a messenger RNA of Mus pahari (shrew mouse), 1539 nucleotides long. RefSeq names its product migration and invasion inhibitory protein (gene Miip). Gene Ontology annotation, biological process: negative regulation of G2/M transition of mitotic cell cycle; negative regulation of cell migration. The record is from RefSeq and is a predicted model, not a curated record. NCBI's taxonomy places the organism in Eukaryota, Metazoa, Chordata, Mammalia, Rodentia, Muridae. The transcript is spliced from 10 exons. The coding region runs from base 286 to 1449 and encodes 387 amino acids.
UAGCCAAUUAGGACAACCACUGGAGGUUCCGCCCCUGCUGAAGGCGGAUCCCCGGGCUGCUUGGAAUCUGGGCUUUCGGCUGGAGAGCGUUGGCGUCCUUUCAUCCAUGGCAGCCUCUGAUCUCGGGACCAGAGAGGCGUGCCUACGUCCCGCUAGACCGCUAGAGAAGGGGCAAGCGCCUAGGCCCGCUGUGCACCCUGCCUGAGUGCGCGUGGAACCUAGGGUCAUCACCUCCUGUGGGUAUACUGCAGCCCAGAGGCAGUGACACUGCUGUGAGAAGCCCGCAUGCCCAAUAUGGCAGAGACUAAAGACCCCGUUCAGCUUCGGCUGCUCAGCCUGGAGCUCCUGAAGCAGCUUUGGGCUGGGCACGAGGCCAUGUGUCAGUCGGUGGCCAGAGCAGUAUCAGGGUCAAACCUGGAUUGUAGCAGCCACAACUUAGAGAUGCCACUGUCCCAAGAGACUUCUCCUGUUUCCUCAGUAGCCCCCAGCUCACAGGACAAAAGACACGUGUUGGACCCACUGGACAGUCGUCGAGGUGACACGUUUGAUGUGGCCUGGUAUGGCAAGGUCAACUCCAGGAUGGACUCUUUCCCACUUGCCACAGGCCAACACCAGGAGCCUCAGGAAGGACUACGGCCCCCUUCAGUACCCUUGCUAGCCACUCAGGGUCUGAAGGGGCCAGUGUCUUUAGGAGGACCAAAAGGUCUGGGACCUGACAAGACACAGGUCCCAAGGUCCAUCCUGUCACGACUAAGCAAGCCAUCUAAGCCCAGAGUGACCUCCCAGGAGUCCGCAGUGCCUGAGAGCAGCUGGUCCUCUAGGCCAUACCUAGGCUAUGAUUGGAAUGCAGGGUCCCUGGACAAUAGCUCUCCAGUCACUAGUGAACCCGAGGCCUUCUUCUCUGUGCUGCAGAGGUUUCGAGAAAACAACAAAGAGGAUUGUGUUUGCAACUCCCCUGAAGCUGUGUUCCCAGGCGUGCAAGAGAGCAGCGGUGUGGAAGAGGACCACGAGUGUAUGUACUGUUACCGUAUCAAUCGCCGGCUGUUUCCUGAGCCUGUGGAUCCAGGUGCCCCUUGCCGUCUGUGUGGUAUACCCCGGGAUGAGAAGGGCCCCGAAACUCCGGUGGAGCCAGUGCAAGUCAGGGUGAGCAUCCCCCUGUCCAUCAUGGACCCCCCACACCGGUAUCGAAUUCACAGAAGGAAGAGCUCCGAUGCAUCUGACACUCUAGCUUUGCCUCGGCACUGUCUGCUGGGCUGGGACAUCCUCCCUCCAAAGUCAGAGAAAACCUCUGUCCCCAAGAGCCUGGACCUCUGGUCCUCUGUGUCCUAUGGAGCAGGGCAGCGCCGGGAUCUGUCAGCCACUAGCCCAGCCUGUCAGGCCUCGCCAGCACAGGUCGCACCACCUAUCUGGUCAGAGCCUCAGGUUGCCCAGCUCUGUCCCUCCCACUAGAAGCCCAGUGGACUGACUACCCAGAAGACGACAGUAUUCUACCAGUGCCAUCAGCCUCCCCUGAGGAGAAGCACCUGAGAGCUGGAAGUG